CAUUGUCUUCACUAGGGAGCAGAAGAAGGGAGAGAUGGCGGCCGCCGGUUCAGACCCUGGGCGGGGAAUCAUGGCUGCAGAACAAGAGGCUGAAGAAACUGUUUCUCAAGAGCUGCACAGCGCCUCUGAGCUGAGGAUCGUGCUGCUUGGGAGAAGCUGGGUUGGGAAGAGUUCAUCAGGAAAAAUCAUCCUGGGCAGAGAGGAGUUCAGAUCCGGAUUCAGCUCCUCUGCAGAAACAAAGGAGUGUGAGAAGAGAACAGGAAAAGUGGCUGGGAGACGGGUCACUGUGGUCGACACUCCAGACUUGUUAGACACAGACCAGGUCGAGAUUGAGAGAUGUGUUUCUCUGUCUGCCCCGGGACCCCACGCUUUCCUCCUGGUGAUACCCGUGUAUCCAAAAGAAAUGAUUGACACUUGUCGUGAGUCUAUAGUAGAACAGUAUUGCAAAUCCUUUGAUAAAGUGCAGCAGCUGUUUGGUGAGAGAGCUGUGAGGAACACGAUGAUCCUUUUCACUCGCGGGGAUCUUCUGGAAGGCAGGACGAUUGAGCAGUACAUUGAGGAAGCUGGUGAGGAGUUCCAGCAGCUUGUUGAGAAAUGUGGGAACAGGUAUCAUGUUCUCAACAAUAAGAACAGGAGCGAUUGCACUCAGGUCACACAGCUCCUGGACAAGAUAGACAACAUGGUGAAGGGAAGUGGAGGCUGCUACCUCCCAAAUGGGAUUUACCAGGAGGUAGAAGAAAGGAUUAGACUAAAGGAACAGGAGCUGAAUGAGAAACACAAAGAGGAACUGAGGAGGAAAGAAGAGAUGAAACAGAAAUAUGAGGAGGAACAGAGGAGGAGAGAAGAGAUGAAACAGAAAUAUGAGGAGGAACAGAGGAGGAGAGAAGAGGAGAUGAAACAGAAAUAUGAGGAGAAACAGAGGAGGAGAGAAGAGAUGAAACAGAAAUUUGAGGAGGAACAGAGGAGGAGAGAAGAGGAGAUGAAACAGAAAUAUGAGGAGGAACAGAGGAGAAGAGAAGAGGAGAUGAAACAGAAAUAUGAGGAGGAACAGAGGAGGAGAGAAGAGGAGAUGAAACAGAAAUAUGAGGAGGAACAGAGGAGGAGAGAAGAGAUGAAACAGAAAUAUGAGGAGGAACAGAGGAGGAGAGAAGAGGAGAUGAAACAGAAAUAUGAAGAGGAACAGAGGAGGAGAGAAGAGGAGAUGAAAGAGAAAUAUGAGGAGGAACAGAGGAGGAGAGAAGAGGAGAUGAAAGAGAAAUAUGAGGAGGAACAGAGGAGGAGAGAAGAAAUGAAACAGAAAUAUGAGGAGGAACAGAGGAGGAGAGAAGAGGAGCUGAUGGAGAAGUUGAGGAAGCAAAUGAAGGAAGAGGAGCUGGAGAAAGAGGCAGAGGAAUCCAAGCUGCCUGUCAGGAGAAGGAACAGCAUUGAUGAUGGACAUCGUCCCAACUUUUCUGGAGGUGAAGGAGAGGCUCCCCUUGCAGAUACCCAAGCGUCUCCCAGCCCCCCUGAGCUGAGGAUGGUGCUGCUUGGGAAGACUGGGGCUGGGAAGAGUGCAGCAGGAAACACCAUCCUGGGCAGAGAGGAGUUCAGAUCUGAAGCCAGCUCCUCUGCAGUAACGAGGGAGUGUGAGAAGAGAAAAGGACAAGUGGCUGGGAGACGUGUUGCUGUGAUCGACACUCCAGAGCUCUCUCAGGACAAACUCCAGAUUAGGAGCUGUGUUUCUCUGUCUGCCCCGGGACCCCACGCUUUCCUCCUGGUGAUACCGGUGGGCCGAUUCACAGAGGAAGAGAGGAGAGCAGUGGAGACAGUCCAGGAGAUAUUCAGUGAGGAGGCUGUGAGGAGGUACAUGAUGCUCCUUUUCACACACAGUGACAAACUGAAAGGCAAGACCAUUGAGGAUUAUAUUCAGACAGGCAGCAAGGAGCUCCAGCAGCUUGUUGAGAAAUGUGUGAACAGGUAUCAUGUUCUCAACACUGAGGACAGGAGAGAUCGCACUCAGGUCACACAGCUCCUGGACAAGAUAGACAACAUGGUGAAGGGAAACAACGGCAGCUACUACACCAGUGAGAUGUACCAGCAAGCAGAAGCAAAGAUCAGACAAAGACAAGAGGAGAUACUGAAGGAGAAGGAAGAGACAAUACUGAGGGAGGAAGAGGAACUGAGGGCAAAGCACCUGAAAGAACUGGAGAACACGAAAAGGAAGAUGAGAUUGGAAAUCCAGAAACGAGACGAGAAGAUCAGAGAGCUGGAGGAGAGGAUAGGAGAGCUGGAGGAAGAGCUGAGGAAAGAACAGGGAGAGAAUCACAGGAUCAAACUGGAAGAAGAGCUGAGGAGAAAGAGAGAGGAGAGAGAAAGGACGGAGCGAGAGAAGGAGGAGUGCAUGGAGAAGGGGGAGAGAGAGAGGGGAGAGUACGAGGAGAAACACAGGAGAGAGAUAGAGGCAGUCAGGCAGCGCUACCAGGAAAUCAUUAGACCAGAAGCAGAGAAAUCCAAUGACUUUGUGAAGCGCUGUGUGAAGCCAGCAGCAGUAUUACUGGGAGCAGCGGCAGGGGCACUGCUAGGGGCAGCAGCAGGAGCUCUGAGGGGUCCAUUCGGAGCUGCAGCAGGAGCUGCUAUUGGAUCUGUAGCAGGAGCCCAAGUAGGAGCUCUGAUAGGAGGAGCAGCCAGGGCAGGAGUAGCAGAGAGCUCAGACACACACACACACAGAAGCAGAGAGCUCAAAUAAACUCCUAACCUCACCCCCUGUGCCACUCCAGGGCUCACAGCUGACAGAAAGAAAUGUGUGGGAGGACCCCCCCGAGUCACAUGACGACACGACAUUUCCUGUCGGGGUGACAUUAAAAGCCAGCUGGCUUUCUUGACUAAAGAGACAUCCAAGUGUUCUCGUAAUCCUCGCCCUUUUUAUGCGAUUAGGAAAAGCUUCAUCAAGCAGCUCAUUAUAAUGACAUGUUGUUAAAUAUGAUUGUGUUUGUCUCCACGGCUGCGUAUCCAGAGCCUUUCUUUCUACAGCACAGUGUCAGGUUUGAGUCGAGCACUGUGAGCCUCUUGCGAAGCUGUAACUCGCUGGGAAAUGCACACUUUAUCAAUGGAUUUGAAUCAAUGUCUAGAAACCACUGCGAGCUGGUGAAUGGAAAAUCUCUCUGCAGAAUCACAGUGACAGAUGAACGCUGUGAAUCUAGGAGGCAGUGCGGUCCAGUGGUUAAAGUCCAGGGCUUGUAACCAGGAGGACACUGGUUCAAAUCCCAGCUCUGUCACUGACUGACUCACUGUCAAUACCAUGUGCUUUGCCUAGGUCCUGAGUAUUUCAACCGGGCAGCAGUGUGGAGUAGCGGUCAGGGCUCUGGACUCUUGACCGGAGGGUCGUGGGUUCAAUCCCAGGUGGGGGACACUGCUGCUGUACCCUUGUGCAAGGUACUUUACCUAGAUUGCUCCAAUAAAAACCCAACUGUAUAAAUGGGUAAUAGUAUGUAAAAAUAAUGUGAUAUCUUGUAACAAUUGUAAGUCGCCCUGGAUAAGGACGUCUGCUAAGAAAUAAAUAAUAAUAUUGGAGAGGGGGUGGGGUUAUUGAACAGGGGGUGUAGUUUAUGGAUUAGCGUUGCUGUUGUAACCACAUGUAUAUUUUACACAUAUUUUAAAUGAAAGACAACAGUUCAAAUGCAGGCUGCUUGUAUUGUGUGUGUGUGUGUGUGUAUAGUGUGUGUGUGUGUGUGUAUAUAUAUAUGUAUUGUUUAUAAGAUGUAUUUGUAAGCGAGAUAAACACCUUUUAAAAUAAAAGGCCACAAUACAGUUCCUUAAGACUUAAGUACUAUGUUAAUGCAUAUUUAAUUUUGUUUGAUUUCAUUCAUAAGAAUCUUUAGGGGUGUCAAUAAUUCUGAAUCUUUUUGAGAGUUUUUUAUUACUUGUUAAUAAAAUUUUUUUUUUUUUCUCUGAGCAAUUGUAUUAGAAUAAAAGAACAUGGCUUUCACAUAUAUUUGAGCAUAUUUUACACAAUAUAUUGUAUAUAUUGUUCAUAAGAUGUAUUUGUAAGUGAGAUAAACACCUUUUAAAAUAAACGGCGUCCUGUGGUGUUCUUGUAAAGAUGUGAAUCAGUAACCAGCUCGCGUGUUAGCCUUGGGCUCCGAGCUGCAGAACAAGGUCAGCUGCUUCACUAUUGAAAACAUCCGACUCUAUUACAAAACACCGUUGCAUUCCUUCA
This is a messenger RNA of Acipenser ruthenus (sterlet), 4195 nucleotides long. Its product is annotated as trichohyalin-like. Bases 35 to 2725 code for a protein of 896 amino acids. The record is from RefSeq and is a predicted model, not a curated record. Gene Ontology annotation, molecular function: GTP binding. Lineage: Eukaryota; Metazoa; Chordata; Actinopteri; Acipenseriformes; Acipenseridae. The transcript has 3 exons.